Messenger RNA from Erpetoichthys calabaricus (reedfish), 2959 nucleotides. RefSeq lists its product as uncharacterized. The record is from RefSeq and is a predicted model, not a curated record. Lineage: Eukaryota; Metazoa; Chordata; Cladistia; Polypteriformes; Polypteridae. The transcript has 13 exons. Bases 24 to 2165 code for a protein of 713 amino acids.
AAACUGAAUCAGAGAAGACCAAGAUGGCUUUACUGGUACUUCUGGUAUCCUUGAGCAUCUUGUCUGCAGAGUCUCAAUACCUCAUGGGUGAGACUGUGACAUUUCUCAAUAAAGGAAGAAAUCCAAAUGGCACAUUUCAGGUGGAAUUUCAAUACGAAGCGGCUAAUUACGGCUUUGUUAAUCAACCGACUAUCAAGUACUGCUACAAUGGAGAUUGCUACCACAUGGGCACUGAACUCCUAAAAGAUUCAGAUUCACAGAUUGAAAUAUAUUUGUUUGGAGGAUCCACGGUGAUAAAUGCGCUCAGUGACAAACCGUUUGAUGUGAGCUUUUCAGGCUGCUGUUGGAAUGACGACGAUCCUACCUCCAAAUUGCAGUUUAUGACUCACGUGGACCUGGGUGUGCGAUCCGACACUGGACUUCCCAACAGACCUCCGAUCACAGCGUCAAUUCUAAUUGUCAGUGUCCCAUUUAACUGUCCCACACCUAUCAAGCUGCCGGUAUUUGACCCCGAUGGAGAUCGUGUAAGAUGUCGGUUUGGACAGUCCAUCAAUAACGAGUGCGGUCUCUGCAAUCAGAUUUCUGGCUUCACUCUAAAUGAGACAACAUGUGAAAUUUCAUUUAGUGACUCAUUCGGAUGGUCAGGCACACUUGAACUCGUCAUCGAGGAUUUCCCUCAACAGGACAUUACAUUAACAUACAGUGAUGGGUCCUCCGUGAGCAAAGGAAACAGUCCAACAGAUGAACCUCUAAGCAAAAUACCAUUCCAGGGUUCAUACUAUCUAUUGGAAUCUUCCAGCUGUUCCUUGGGGGAUUACAUACCUCUGUUUUUGGAUUCUACUCCUCUAAAUGAAGAAAGAAUAACUGCAUUUGUUGGUAGUCAAUUUGAGUUCAACAUCAUUGCACGUGCAUCACUGUCACAGGUUUCCGAUAUAAUGGUUACUGGCCCACUGAAUCUGAACAAAUCAUUCCAGUUUGAUACCAUGACAAGAACUGGUAAUGCAACUGUAAUGUGGACCCCAUCUGAAAAUGACGUGGGCAACUAUAUACCAUUUUGGUUUACAGCUUUAACUGUGGAAGGGUAUCAGUCUGAGAUCAGAUGCAUAAUUGUAAAUGUAGUACCUAAGACGCCCAUCAUGACGACUAUGACACCCAGCAACAUCGAAGCUAACAUUGAGUGCACUGAGACGACGAUGAGCCUGUUUGUGCUGAAGUCUUCGGUCCCGGGCCUUAAUGAAUAUAACUCGCGUCUUAAUGAUCCCACGUGCACCAUGACAUCUAAUUUAAGCCAUCUGAUUGCCAGCUUGUCUUUGAACUCCUGUGGCACAGAAAUUCAGGAUAAUGGCACUGCCAUAAUUUUCCAGAAUGAAAUUUCAAGUUUUGAUUAUCCUAAUCAAAUUAUAAGCAGAGCAAACCAGGUGGAGAUUCCCUUCAGUUGUGCUUAUCCAAAUACGGGUCAAGUGUCUGCUUCAUUUAGCCCUCACAAGGCUGACUACAAAUUCUAUGAAGCUGGCUUUGGGACCUUCACCUUUUUGUUUGAGUUUUAUGACAGCAGCGACUUCACAAGCAUCAUCGACCUGAGCGAGUACCCACUUAAGGUGGAACUCGGGCAGAUGUUGUACAUGGGCAUCAGUGUGGAUUCAUCACUGGAGAACAUCAAGCUGUUUGUCGACACAUGCCGGAGUAUGCCUCAUGAUGACCCCAAUGACUCCAUCUAUUAUGACAUCAUUUCAAAUGGGUGUGGUAAAGAUGAUACUGUAAUGAUCUUUCCCACCAAUCAGACUCAAUUUAACUUUGGACUGGAAGCCUACAGUUUUAUUGGAGGUUACCCCCAGGUGUUCAUCACCUGUAGUGUCAUUCUGUGUGACGCUGACAGUCCAGACACCCGAUGCUCUCAGGGCUGCAUUGACAGCCCACAGGCCACAAAAAGGAAGAGGAGGUCGACGUCUUUGGAGAGCCAGAAACACUUCAUUUCCCAAGGACCCCUCUACCUUGCUGGGAAGACUCAAUACGAUAACAAUUUAGGGCAGAAUCUGAAUCUGAAUACUGUGGUUGUGGCAGUGGCAUUGAUUGUAGGAGUGGCCAUUUUUGCUGGUGCCCUGGUUUUCAAGGCGAAAAUGUCAAAGGUGGUCAGAUAUGAAAGCCUUCCUUCAUCUGGUUUUUGAAUAUCUUGACAAUGGCAUCUCAAUGCAGCAGAUUUCUGAGGAGAAAUAAGAGUGAAAAGGCGCUCUCAGCUUCACUAUAAACAGAUGUGGUGAUAACUGAAUUGAAAUCAGGGUCUGGUUUUUAAAUUAACGUUAAAUUUGAUUUUUCUUUUUAAUCAGUCUGAAAGAAAUCAAACACAGACAGUAAAUAACCAUCACACUUAUUUCUUCAUGUUUAAUUUCAGCUCAUUCUGUUUAGGGUGUUUUCUUAAUGCCAUAGCUCUGAUUUAGCUAUCAUGUCUACAGAUUGGGUGAGGUGCUGCACUGGUGCUUCCUGGAACCAUCAUCUUGGGUUCAAACCCCUCAGGUGAAGUUCUCUUUGAGUUUUCCUCCCACAUUCUAAAGAUGUGCAUUGGUGGUCAGUUAGUCAUCAACAUGGUCAUCUCAUGUGAAUUUGAGUGGAACCAGCAAUGGACUGGCACACUUGUGCCUGAUACUAUUGGCAUAGGCUUUGCUCCACUGUGCCCUUCAAAGUGGAUUACGUGGGUCUCAUAAUGUUAUGUUUGCUACGUUAGAUUAGAAACAGUGAAAAUACGUACAGCACUCUGGUCCCAAUGUGUCAAGAGAGUAUCGGCAACAGAAGUAAAGCAGGCUGUUAAACUCCUCUUCUUUAUUUUGAUUCCAUGUGUUUGAAUGAUGUUGUCUUCGAAGUGUCCUUCUCCUGUCUUCUAACUCAGAUGUUGGUAUUUACUGUCAUGUCCUUAGUGUAAUCUCAAGAGAUUUUUUAAAUUAUCAGUGUACUAUCUGAACAUCUA